Messenger RNA from Cryptococcus wingfieldii CBS 7118, 1752 nucleotides. RefSeq lists its product as hypothetical. The record is from RefSeq and is a predicted model, not a curated record. The transcript has 4 exons. NCBI's taxonomy places the organism in Eukaryota, Fungi, Basidiomycota, Tremellomycetes, Tremellales, Cryptococcaceae. Gene Ontology annotation, biological process: regulation of transcription by RNA polymerase II. Gene Ontology annotation, molecular function: RNA polymerase II cis-regulatory region sequence-specific DNA binding; DNA-binding transcription factor activity, RNA polymerase II-specific. Bases 1 to 1752 code for a protein of 583 amino acids.
AUGCUCGCCAGUCCCCCGACGGUCCCAGCCAGCAGCACUUAUAUCCCCGCCGACCUCGCGCCCAUUCCCCUUCCAUCGUCGUUGCUUUCGGAACGCGUCCUUGCCCGCUCCCCCUACGCCCCUGCGCUCUCGUCCUCGCCCGCCUCGUCUCAGUCGGUCAACUUUGCCUCGCCAGAACACGCCUUCCAGUACGCAUCGUUAGAAAGGCAUCACACCCCAAUCACGUACAAGCAGGACUUUGGCAGCAGCCCGAUGCAGACGGCAUACCCCUCUUCCCCGCCCCAGGCGUACGGCAUUACUGGUGGACUGAUAGUGAGCGAGCCGGCGUCAAUGCUGCAAGACGAGCAGGGCGGCACGCUGCUACCCACCUUCCUCCCGCGAACAUCACGCCCUGCUGCCCGCCCGUUCUCGCCCAGCGCCCCCAGCCCCCCCUGGCCCCGUCGCGUGAUGAGCACGUCGGUGAUAGACCCCGCCGUGGAGGACGAUCAGCAUGUCCAUGGUGCGCCCGAGAGCGCGCGCCACGAGGCAAACACGCCCUCGCUGUCCCACUCCACUACUUCUACCUCGUCCGCCGCCACCCAUCCCCCCUCUUCCCACCCCCCGUACGGCUAUCCCCACUACACACCCCCAUACACCACCCCCUCCUACCCGGCAGACUACCCCUACCACGCCUCCCCCUGCGGCGCACCAGCCUACAACCAGCAGUACCCCCAGCCCUCCCCCUGGGCCAUGUCCUCCGCCGUCCAUCCCAUGGCCCACAGACAGCAGCCAGCCCAGUACCCCACCUGGGGCGCCGUCCCGCCCGCCACCACCAUGCCCUCCAAGCAGGACGAGCCCAUCCUCGGCCCCGGCGAGCUCCCGGCGCCCAGGCCACCCAUGUCGUACGCCGCCCUCAUCGGAGAGGCUCUCCUGCUCGCUGCCCCGCCCCACCAGCUGUAUGUGUCUGAAAUUUCAGACUCGAUCAAGAAGAGGUACCCAUAUUAUCGACAGAACCCCACCAAGAUCUACAACGGUGUGCGACACCAGACGUCCAUGUGCAAGGCUUUUGUAAAACUGCCCAGACCUUAUGGCUGCCAGAGUGCUUCCGCUCGCAAAUGGGGGAUUCGCGCUGGCUGUGAGUCCUGGUUCGCCGGCGGCGGUUACCACCCGCCCAACCAUGCCGCCACAACCAACAAGUCGGCCAAGGGCGGCAAGGCCAAGUCUACUGCCAGGAGCAAGCAGCUCGCCAUCGGUACCAACGGCGACCUCAAGAAGCUGCCUCCCGGCUUCCCCUCGCCCGACUCGUCUGAUGGGCCCUCGUCUGGUCCUGCGUACGACGGCUCCAGUGGUGCGGUGGCUCCAUACCAGCAGCCGUACGGUCAGCAGUUUUCUUCGCCCCAGACUACAUCCCAUCUGCCUCCUGGCUACCACUACGUCCCGGUCAACCCUGCCCCCGGUCACCCCCAGCCCUCGCAGCCCAUCUAUGUCCCCGUCUGGGGCCCUUACGCCGCACCCAACCCUCCACAGUACGCCCCUCAUGGGUACGAAGCAGGCUCCCAGAGUCCCGAGAUGUGGAGGAGGGGUACGGACGAGUCGGAGCGACACCACCCCCACCACGCGAGCAGCUACUACGAGCCCAAGGUCACGCACCAUGGAAGCAGCUAUGACGAGCCCAAGGCCAUGCCCCACAUUGCUGGUUCGCCCGCCGGGUCGCAAGACUCUUACCACGAGUCCAUGCACAGCUCGCAGCCCUCGCCAGAGGAGACGCUGUGA